AUGAACUCGUCUUCGCUCCCGCUCCCGCCGGCCAACGCCGGUGGUCCUAUUGCGAUUCCCAGACAGCAGGUUAGCAUUGAACGUCUGCCAACGAGGAGGCAGAGCAAUGAGCCACGCGAAUCCAUGAACUGCAAGUCGUGUCGGAAGCGAAAGAUCAAAUGCAACCGUAUGCGUCCCUCGUGUGAGGCAUGCCAAGUUUUCCAGUGCCCAUGCAUUUACGACGCUGUUCCGAAGAAGCGAGGCCCCAAAACAGAUGUCCUUGAGGCACUACUAAAACGGGUGGAUGGCCUUGAGGCGAAGUUGAAGGAGAAGAAUGCCGAAGGAGAGUCGUCUAAAUUAGGCGAAUCUGCUCUUACCGAAGCUGAUGAUGAUGAUGAUACGGACGCCGGCGAACCGGCUCCAAAGAGACUCGCGACUGAAGCAAGCAAAUCUUCUGACGAGGAGGGCCUUAAAAUAGUUACAGAUAUCAAACCUACCUCACGAGAUAAUCCGGCCUCUCCCGUGGAGACCGACGCAUAUCUUCAUACCUACUUCGCACGCUUUCACGGCAAGCCAUACUACAUUUUGGACGAAUCAUCGAUCCGCCAGCGCAUUCAACUCAACCAGUUACCAGAUAGCCUCGCCUACGCUAUCUGGUCUGUAGCAUCAAGACAUACUCCCCAUCCGCGAGGGCCACAGGCUGCUGUUCAGCUGAGCGAAGAUUAUGCACAGCGGGCACGGCGGUGCAUUGAUACGGAUGAUCCGUCAAUAGAUUGCCUGCAAGGUCUACUACUCUUGGUUAUGGCAUUCAUGGCUUCUGGGCAUGGCAAAAAGGCCUACAUGUUAAUGUCAUCGGCUAUCGGAAUGGCCAUGGCGCUGGAACUCCAUCGCGAGAUUGAUGCCCAGGCGCAUGUCACACCAGUGGAACGGGAAUUGCGUCGACGACUUUUCUGGACGUGCUAUCUGUUGGAUAGAUAUUUGUCCUGCGGAUCGAAGCGGUCUUCUUUAAUAGGCGACAAUUCCAUUGCCCUGCGAUUACCAUCUUGGUGUCCUACUCCAUCUUCGUUACCGGUUGACGGGGAAUUUUUCCAGCAGGGCUCCAAUCUUCAAUACUACCAAGGGAGCGGAAAGAAAUCGCAAGGAAGUACUGGAAUGCUUAUUGACAUCACACGUAUCCUUGGGAUCACCAACAGAUAUCUAGCUGCCGGUGGUGUGAAGGGCGACUCUCACUUCCCUUGGCAUUCAUUAUCGACUUUGUCCAAAAUCCGUCAGGAGCUGGACUUUUGGGCCUCUGGCGCUGGACCCGUUUUCUCGGGUCUUCAAGCACUUUUCCAUCAAACAGAGGCGACAAUUGUGUUUUUAAGCAAGCUAAUCUAUCAUUUGAUACAUUGUCUAGUGUACCGACCAUUUCUUCCCAUCGACCUGGCAGAAUUGGCUGGCAACGGGCAACACCAAUCAUGGCAAAUUGAAGCGACAAACAUGUGCUUUCUGCACGCAAAUGCUAUUGGCGAAUUGAUUGACGCAGCGAGACAAGCAGGUACUGUGGAAUGGCCGGCAAUUGUUGGAUAUUGUAUUUGCACCGCCGCAACGGUGCAUAUUCACGGCGCACAUUACACGAACCCCGGUGCGCAUGGCGGGGAUGUGAGUGUUUUUAGUGCAUCUUCUGACUUGCUUUCGAGGGAAAUGCAACAAUUAAGUGCGCUUCACUUCGCCUGGGCGAACGUGCAACACCAGAGCGAUACGCUGCAAGGCAUUUACAAUGCUCAUGGGGAGUUGGUCAAGGCUAUGGUGGCCAGCUCUAUGAGAUACACACCGGGAUUCCAUCUCGAAGACUUUUUCGACAGAUAUUCUAACAUUGGCGGACCGGGAGGGAAGUCUUAUCGGUUUGACCCAGCACAUUUAAGCAUGUCGGAUAUCGUAAUAGACUUUACCGCCGAUCGAUACAGCGAGUCACCAGCAGCCCGCGAAGCUGAACGGUACAGCCACAAACGUAAAAACACGUCAUCACAUAAGAAACGCAACGAUGCUAGAAACAGCACCGUUCAAGAUCAGGCCGUAUCCACGAACCAACAACCUGGCGCAGGGAACGGGCACUAUCAGAUGAAUAUGAUGCAGCCCCCUUCUCACGCGGCUACGGGAUCUAUGCAGCCACAAGCCUCACGGCCGCCAGACGCACAACAUGUGCAAUCCGGCAGUGCUCAGUUGGAACCGGCGCCAACUAUCCAUGCCUAUAAUAUGCCCCCGGUUGGCUCAGCCCAAAACUCUGGCCAAGGGAUGAUGCAAAUGGGUGGAACAGGUUUCAGCCCAGCAUACAGUUAUGCAACAGGUCCAAAUGUGACAAACAAUCAGAACAAUAUGGGCGAGGCCAACGUGGGAUUUGAUCCGAUGUUCGGCACACUGCCGACCAACGCGUUUAGUAGCCCAGCAGGUUGGCACGGUGAGGAUGGUCAGCAUCACACGAAGAUGAAUGUCCCUACAAGCGGCGUCGCACCUAGUCCAGGAACGAAGAGUACGAGUGGAAGCACGGGAACCGGACACAGUGACGAAAAGGACCCGUUUCUCAGCCUUUUGGAGCAGCUGGCUGAGGAUGAACAGCGCUUUAAUGGUGGAGGGCCCGACCUCGAUAGCUUCUUCCUGGCUGGCAAUAACACUGGCGCUUAA
Pochonia chlamydosporia 170 is the source of this 2640-nucleotide messenger RNA. Its product is annotated as fungal specific transcription factor. The transcript is spliced from 6 exons. NCBI's taxonomy places the organism in Eukaryota, Fungi, Ascomycota, Sordariomycetes, Hypocreales, Clavicipitaceae. Gene Ontology annotation, cellular component: nucleus. The record is from RefSeq and is a predicted model, not a curated record. Bases 1 to 2640 code for a protein of 879 amino acids. Gene Ontology annotation, biological process: regulation of DNA-templated transcription; DNA-templated transcription. Gene Ontology annotation, molecular function: DNA-binding transcription factor activity, RNA polymerase II-specific; zinc ion binding; DNA binding.